AUGGCGUAUUGGCUUAUUGGCCUUGCCCUUAUCGCCGUUUCUGUCAUCACCACCAAGGUUCUGGCAUGGAGGCGACUGCGGCACAUCCCCGGCCCGUUUUGGUGCGGCUGGUCUGAUCUGUGGAUGCUCCGGCGAGCUUUCAGAGGGUCACUGUAUGAGGAUCUUGAUCACUUAUGCCACAAAUAUGGGCCUCUUAUCCGCAUCGCCCCCCACUACUUGAUUUGCGGCGACCCGAUUGAGAUUCGCCGCAUAUGGGGAGUACGCUCUCAGUUCGAUCGAGCACCAUGGUUCAAAGGGUUUCAGCUCGAUCCACCAAACGACUGCACCCUGUCCAUACGUGACAACACCUUGCACGCCGCGCUCAGAUCCAAACUUCUCCCGGGCUACUCAGGAAAGGACAUUGACGGUCUGCACGAGUCGAUCGAUCAGGAAAUAGCGAAAUUCAUUCACUUCAUAGAGGGCAAAUAUCUCUCGACCGAGACGGAUUUCCGCCCAGUUGAUUUCGCUCGUAAGAUCCAGUUCUUGACCUUGGACCUCAUCUCCACAUUCGCAUUAGGACGGACAUUUGGCUUCAUGGAUAGAGACGACGACCUCUAUGACUACAUCAAGACGACGGAAGAGUCACUUCCUCUCAUGCAGAUGAUAGCCUUACUGCCAUGGCUCCUGAGCGUCCUACAGUCACCUCUAUUCAAAGCGAUCCGUCCCACGCAUACUGACGCCCUGGGACUCGGCAAGAUUAUGGGGCUUGCCAAAGAAAUUGUGGCCGAGCGAUACGGCGAUGCAAAGAUUGUCAAACGAGACAUGUUGGGAUCCUUUGUUGCUCACGGCCUUACGCAAAAGGACGCCGAGUCAGAGUCUCUCGUCCAGAUCGUGGCGGGCUCUGACACCACCGCCACGGUGAUCAGGAUAGGGAUCUUCCACGCCUCGACGUCGCCACUGGUAUAUCAAAAACUGCAAGAAGAAAUCGACAGGGGCGCCAAAGCUGGUCAGAUAUCCUCUCCAAUCAAGGAUGCCGAAGCACGGGCGCUUCCAUAUCUGCAGGCAUUCAUCAAGGAAUGUUUCCGGAUUUGGCCUCCGAUUACUGGCAUCGUUCCUCGCAUGUCAGACACAGACGCCGUGGUCUGUGGCUAUCGGGUUCCCGCCAACACAAACGUCGGCUGGAGCGCACGAUCAGUAAUGCGAGACAAGGCUGUAUUUGGCGACGAUGCAGACUUCUUCGCCCCUGAGCGAUGGCUGCGUACCCAGGGCGAGCAGCUUCGAAUCAUGAAAAACACCGUUGAGCUUAUCUUUGGUCAAGGCAAAUGGGGUUGUCUAGGCAAGCCUAUUGCCUUGUUGGAGCUGAACAAGGUAUUUGUCGAGCUUCUACGACGAUUCGACUUUACCGUUGUCAAUCCAGCCCAUCCAAUGAACACCUUUGACUACGGCGUCAUGACACAGUCGAACCUCAUGAUGAAGAUCACGAGGCGUCAGAGUCCAGUGUAG
This is a messenger RNA of Fonsecaea multimorphosa CBS 102226, 1482 nucleotides long. RefSeq lists its product as uncharacterized. Gene Ontology annotation, molecular function: heme binding; iron ion binding; oxidoreductase activity, acting on paired donors, with incorporation or reduction of molecular oxygen. The transcript has 4 exons. Bases 1 to 1482 code for a protein of 493 amino acids. The record is from RefSeq and is a predicted model, not a curated record. Lineage: Eukaryota; Fungi; Ascomycota; Eurotiomycetes; Chaetothyriales; Herpotrichiellaceae.